UCCAACCCAUUAAUUAAAAUCCCAAAUUCACUUCAGAAAUCCAUAAACUGCUGAGAGAGGGAGCGCUUUGGUGUUGAGUGUGGCAAUGGCGGAUAGGGUUUCAAUUUGCUUCCUCUCCUUGUUCCUUCUCUCUCUACUCGCAUUGCUUCCCACUCAAAUCUCUGCACAAGAGUCAGAAGCCAAUGAGUUCGUGCUCACAUUGGAUCACUCCAACUUCUCCGACACCGUCACCAAGCACAAUUUCAUUGUCGUCGAGUUCUACGCACCUUGGUGUGGCCACUGUAACAAGCUUGCUCCAGAGUAUGAGAAAGCUGCUUCUAUCUUGAGUAGUCAUGAUCCUCUGAUACUUUUGGCUAAGAUUGAUGCCAAUGAUGAAAAGAACAGAGAACUUGCAAAUGAAUUUGAUGUUAAGGGGUUUCCAACAAUUAAGAUUCUGAGAAAUGGGGGUAAGGUCAUCCAAGAUUACAAAGGUCCCCGUGAAGCAGAUGGUAUUGUUGACUAUUUGAAGAAGCAAAGUGGUCCUGCGUCAAUUGAAAUUAAAUCUGCUGAUGAUGCUAGUGCCUUUGUUGGCAAAAAUAAAGUUGCUAUUGUUGGGGUUUUCCCAAAAUUUUCUGGGGAGGAGUUUGAGAACUUUAAUGCAUUGGCAGAGAAAUUGCGUUCUGAAUAUGAUUUUGGUCACACCUUGGAUGCCAAACACCUUCCACGGGGAGAAUCAUCAGUGACUGGGCCCCUAGUCAGAUUAUUCAAGCCAUUUGAUGAACUUUUUGUUGACUUCCUGGAUUUCCAUGUGGAAGCUUUAGAGAAAUUUGUUGAAGAAACUAGUGUCCCCGUUGUGACUGUCUUUAACAAUGACCCAAGCAAUCAUCCUUUUGUUAUCAAAUUCUUUAACAAUCCCCAUGCAAAGGCAAUGUUGUUCGUCAACUUCACUGCUGAGACUGCUGAUUCUAUCAAAUCAAAAUACCGUGAAACUGCUGAGCAAUAUAGACAAGAGGGCAUAAGCUUUCUAGUGGGAGAUAUUGAGGCUAGUCAAGGUGCAUUCCAGUAUUUUGGCCUUAAGGAAGACCAAGUGCCUGUAAUUAUCAUUCAACAUAAUGAUGGGAAGAAAUUUUUGAAACCUAAUUUGGAACCUGAUCACAUUUCAACUUGGUUGAAGGCAUACAAGGAUGGAAAUAUUGAACCAUAUAAGAAGUCUGAACCAAUUCCUGAAGUUAACAACGAACCUGUUAAAGUGGUAGUUGCUGACAGUCUUCGGGAUAUAGUUUUCAACUCAGGGAAAAAUGUCUUGCUGGAGUUUUAUGCUCCUUGGUGUGGUCAUUGCAAAAAGUUGGCGCCAAUAUUGGAGGAGGUUGCUGUUUCAUAUCAAAGUAAUCCUGAUGUUGUUAUUGCAAAACUGGAUGCAACUGCCAAUGAUAUCCCUAGUGAAAUCUUUGAUGUACAAGGUUAUCCAACUGUGUACUUUAGGUCAGCAAGUGGAAAGAUAUCACAGUAUGAUGGAAACAGGACGAAGGAUGACAUCAUAGAUUUCAUUGAAAAGAACAGAGAUAAACCGGAUCAGCAAGAACAAGUAAAAGAUGAGCUUUGAAAAGGUAUGUGGCUGUUCCUCUCUGAGGAUAUAGACACAAUAAGUUAUAUUUAGGAUCUACAUGUCUUUGUAGCUUAAAAUUUAGUAUCUUAGUGAGCUUCUUUGCCCAUUGUUUGCCCUUUCAGUUUUGUCUUCAUUUAUACGUUUUUCUGAAUAAAAUGGGAUUUUUUCCCCUUGUAGUAUAGUUUAAUACUAAAAAAUUGUUGCUGUAAAAAUACUUCGAUCCGUUUUAAAUCAGUAUAUGCGUUUAGAUCA
Molecule: messenger RNA, 1837 nt
Organism: Gastrolobium bilobum
Lineage: Eukaryota; Viridiplantae; Streptophyta; Magnoliopsida; Fabales; Fabaceae
Product: protein disulfide-isomerase-like
Exons: 11
Coding region: 86-1582 (498 amino acids)
Biological process (GO): protein folding; response to endoplasmic reticulum stress
Cellular component (GO): endoplasmic reticulum
Molecular function (GO): protein disulfide isomerase activity
Source: RefSeq, a predicted model, not a curated record